Plasmodium inui San Antonio 1 is the source of this 1758-nucleotide messenger RNA. RefSeq lists its product as hypothetical. The transcript is spliced from 2 exons. Lineage: Eukaryota; Apicomplexa; Aconoidasida; Haemosporida; Plasmodiidae. The record is from RefSeq and is a predicted model, not a curated record. The coding region runs from base 1 to 1758 and encodes 585 amino acids.
AUGAUACCAUCAGAACAGAACAUCAGCGACGUAGCAAGCAAGAACGCGUAUGAGCAGCGCGACGGCACGAAUCUUCGGGAUGGCACCAAUCUACGCAACCCCAAAGACCACUCCGAUUACGGUUUGUACGAACACCCUGGGGAUAUUAACCUCGUGGAUCCGAAUGGGUACGCCCUAGAGGAGACUCCCUACUACAGCCAUGGAGAAAUAAACACCACCCCCUCGAUGCACCUGUACCCCGGUGCAGACAUGUACUCAUUAAGUGCCAACAAUAGUAAAGGCAUCAUGGAAAAGCCAAAUAAUACCUUCAAUAUGGCAGGGACUAUCCCAUUAAAAAGGCCAGCAAAUUACGACUAUAUAAAUUCUGCCCUAAAUUUCAACCAAGGCAGUUACUAUAAUCCAUACCAAGUGAGUAACACCUUUCUCCCCAGCAGCGAAAAUGUGAAGUACGGAUUAAAGAGCGAAAUGCAUGGGAGGUAUGUAAUUCCGGAGAUGAGCACAAAGAUAAAUAAUUCCUACCUCGUGAACGUAAACAAAAGUAGCAAUGUAAGUGGAAAUAUUGGACAAAAUGGUAUUAAUGGUCUUAAUGGCUAUAUCGAUCCAGACAGCUACACCAAUUUGUAUGAACACGGCAGCGGAAUUAAUAGUCUGUCCAUGAUGAAUGGCAUCGCCAGUAUGCCUGGCGUGGAAAACAUCGCAAGCGCGAUACACCCCAGUGGAGUGGGCAAUGUAAAUUACGAUUUGCUGAUGCAGAAUUACAACGCUUCUUUGUGCCAUAAUAUAAACAGUGUAAGCAGCGUGAGCAGUGUGAGAAGCGCGCCGAAUCUGACCAGCAUGGGUUAUCCGGGCGGUUUGGACGUUUCCCCCUUGAAGGCGCAGCCGUACGGCGAGAGUUUUAGCAGCAUCAAUUAUCAUGGUGCGAAUUAUGCUGGUGCCAAUUAUGGUGGUGUCAAUUAUGGCGUUGCCGGUUAUGAUGGUGUCAAUUUUGGGGAGGCCAAUUUGGGGAGUGCCCAUAUCGCAGGUGCCCAUUUCGGGGCUUCCCACUUUGAAGGUGCCAAUUUUCAUCCUCUGUCCAACGGCGAGUUUCCCCUCCCGUUUGACAAGAACAAAGGAGCGGACCUGUUAGGCGAGCGGGAAGGGAAAUUCUCAAAGCUUAGAAGCACCAACCACACGGAGGGGAGCCAUGCACACAAGCACCCCCCAGAACAGCUACAAGCAAUACUAUGUCUACAAAAGUUGGAAGAAAUCCCGACUCCAUUUCUAAAUCUUAAAGACGUAAAAUAUUCCGUCAGCGUUUAUUUUAACUCUUAUGAUGAUAUUUUGGAAAAAUAUCAGUCCCAAUUUUACAGCUGCAGAUUGAACGAAUCCAGCUCCUAUGCAGACUGUGAUUUGAAAAAUGAAAUAAUAAAAUUACCAUUCAACAAUGAAGAGUUUAUUUACCUAAAGGUUAUUGAAACGUCUGUGUACAAGACGGAGGUAACUGGCAGAUUGCAACUAAAAGUGAAGUCUCUUUCGCAGGAAUAUCCAUUGAGAAUCCCUAUAAUAGGAGAUGAUGGGAACUCAAAAGGAUUUUUAAUAAUGAAUUUUUUUAUCACCUCGUCUUACUAUGAUGUAAAAAAUGACUUGCUCAUAACGGACCAGUCAAGUCUCCCUAGUCGGGCCAAAUCGACAAGGAUUCGGAGAAAAAAUAAUGGCUUCCACUUUUUCGAGAAUUUUACAAAGUGGUGUUGCGAGAUAACGGAUCAUCACAUGAACUAG